GUAUUCGAAUAGGCGACUUCGAUCUGCGCGAGGCCGCACUUCGCAGAAUUGCGCCGCUGUUCUUGGGAUACAACAAAUACAAGUAUCACGACUUGUGUAUCAAACACCUCGCCGACAUAUGUAGGAUGAGUCCUGCCGAGCGUUCGUUCAUGAGCGAAACGUUUAGCUUGUCGCUUUCUGGCACUCCUGGCAAGAACACUGGUCUCGACGAGAUCCAGGAGAUGACAAUGAAUAAGGAGUAUAAAGGUGCGGCGACAGGGACGGAGAUUGGGUACCUCCAGAAGCUCGGCCUCACCCUGCAACGUUUUGCUCGCGCCGUCCAGGAUUUCAAGCAGGCGUUCGGCAGUAGUGUCGUAUACAACCGAAAGAUAUACGCCAGUGCUCACAGGACUAGGUCCGUCGAGAAGAUGUGCGAGAUUCUUACCGACGAGGAAAGCCCUUUUAGGCUGCAGAGCGAGAGUGGUAGGACGGAGAUCAUCUCUGCUGAUGGCCGCACGGCGCUCAAGGUUUUGGAAGAAUCCAUGCUCGCGGCCCCCGAAACCUUGGCACAAAUGUGGGAGAAUGGAGUCAAGGGCGAGUAUGUGCAGCUGAACCCCGACAGGUCAGAUCGUGACGCCCCACGCAAGCAGGUUCGGUUGCCCACUUUCUCUUCGGCACCGGAAGGGAGAAAGUCCAACACGCGGGUUUCCAGCAAAGCAGCUAGGCACAUUGGCGAUCUCAAGCAGUACGUUGCGGCGCUUUCGAAGUCGCGCACAGGUGGCACGCCCAUUGUCGCUGGCCCGCCUCCACAGAUGGGCGACUCCAAGGGCGGGAUGCAGGGGUUUUCGAAGUCCAAAGCCAUUGACAUCGUCAACAAGUUCGCUGAAGACGCAAUCUCCAAACCACCGCCAGCGGACAUCCCCGUUCCACACACGUGCGCCGUCGACAUGGCCACCAUCGUCCACUCAGUCCCGCCCCUGGCGUAUGUCGCAAGCAGAUCGAGAAAUCGUCUACUUACCUGGGAAGCGUAUGCCAGCUACAUUGUGGACCGUCUUCUAUGGCGGCUAUGCUCCAGGGAGGGGAAAAAACUUCAAGGCCGCGUCGUGCGUAUCGUGCUUUGCUUUGACAAGAGGGCAAUGGUGCCCAACCCCAAGAGCUUUGCGCAUAAUGCGCGAGGGUUGUUUCCUGGGGCUAAGUCCAAGAAGAAAAAAUCUGGGCCCUUGUACACGCGAGCGCCGUACCGUUUCGGUUUGGGAGACAAGACGCCGCCGUCUUCAGAAUGGCAGGAGUUCCUGAAGAACCGGCAAAACCGCGAUGGUGUGUGUUCGGUGUUGUGUCAGUAUAUUCAUCGGCAACUUGGCCGCAUUCGUCAGAAAAAGGCAGCCGGCAUUCAGUUGGAGUGGGCAGAGCACUGCAUAAAUGAAAUGCGCCUACGGAUCGACGGAGAGCCCUUGCUGUCCCCGGACUUCUCCACGACAACCGGGUACAAAUCAUGGUACAACGACGUGGACGGUGCGGAAAUUCCGGAAGAAAAGGAUAACGGCUUAGGGGAGGGGGAACUCCAGGCACUUCACCACGUGUACCAAGUUUGCUUACAACAGCAGUCGAGGGAGGGUAGCCGCGAGGGGCAGGAGGCGGGCGUGCGAGAACCGGUCAGAGUGGAGGUAGUUUCCGUGGACACGGACGUUUGGGUUGCAGCUCUCCUCGCGUACGCUGCGCAUCCGUGGACUCGAAACGUGCGUGUAGUGGUGCGAAAGCAGAGCGGGUUAUACGACCAAGCCGCCGUUACCUGCGUCGACGUACUUGAGCUAUUCAACGCGCUGACGAGAUUAACGAGUUGGCCAAGUGCAUUCACCCCCUUGCAGAAGUGCUUGCCUGUCAUCGCCGCCUACAUGCUUUGCGGAACCGAUUUCACCCCGACAUUUUUUGGGUUCACUUCGUUUUUUAUGUUCCAGUCGUAUUUCGAGUAUGUCAAGAACCCCGAGAACCAUCGGUUUCUAAAGGCCCUGGGUGAGCAUGCAGUGAAGGAUGGAGCGGUUGCCGGGGUGGCUUUGGAAAGGGAAGAGCUGAUUAAGUUUGUCGCCCUCGCUUACUUUAAGAAGUACCAGGCAUCGUUUUUGUAUCCACCCGGGCACCAAGUAGAGCCUAUUGUUGAUCCAAAGAAACGCAACGGAGCGGUAGAUGAAACGAAGGCAUGGGUUGAUGCGAUCCACGUACGCACGUCCGAAGCGGCUUACGGCCAAGGGAAGGUCAGAGAGGCUGCCCCUAAUUACGAUGUUCUCGACCUCUGUGUGCUUCGGAUGGAAUGGCUGGUAGAAUAUUGGCUUUCUAUUGUGCCCGUUAGUGCUGCAGGCUCGGAACCCUCUGAAAACUAUCCCAUUGCAGUUCCCGAGUGGAACAACAAGGGGUACUUGAAGGACCCAGAAGUAGACGGAUGUUGUAAGAUGUUGUUGCGCAGAGAGCCGAAGGUAACCAUCUGGCCGGGCGGGGUCGAGACGGUGAAAUGUAGAUGUUCUGAUGUACCGGGAAGGGGCCAAUGCACGAGCUGCGUCUGCAAACAGAAAGGGUCAAUUUGCUCAGAGCUGUGCAAAUGUAAACGAGCUUGUUGCGUGGAAGAGACUAACCCUAGUGCCAUGCUAUUCGAUAUCGGUGGGGGUGAAUCGACAGAAGGGGAGAGCGACGACGACCAAUCCGAUGAUGAUGAUGUUUUGCCUGGUGUGGGCGGUGCGGGCGGGGGUAUAAGUAUUGGUGGGUUUCGCGAGGAUGAUAUUGCAGAGUACGAGCAGCGCGACCAGAUGGAUUGGACCAGUCGACGAGAGCAGUUGGUUGUAUCGCCGGGCGAACCGGUUGCUGCCUCGUGGGGGGCAGGGACAAAUGAAAGGUCUGUGUAGGUGUGGAGAAAAAAAAAAAAGGGAAAUGUACGUGUUUCGAGCCGGAACAUCACGUGGAGUCGAAGGUGCUGCAAAUGUUCUACAUCGACGUAUUUCAGGUCGAGGAACAGUAUACACCACUUGCUCACGUGGUGCACCCACCCGCCAACACGUCCAAAACGGGUACGCGAACAGCCCCCACGCUAACUUGCAUUGUGUCCUUCAGCACCGAAGAUUCCGUGUGGCUUUUGACUCCCAUCACGAAGGCAUUGAACCGCGGGGGCGGCUCUGCAUUAUUCUACGUUUUUUUUGGAGGGCGAGAAGCAGCAGUAGUCGGCAGCGCGGAACACGAUGGUAUAGACCAUUCUUCACUCAACCAGAAUCACCAAAAAAACAACUUUUCUCAACGCCAGGGCGCCCUGCGCCCUUCCUACACGCACCCCUAUUUAGGGCAGAACACGAGCCUCGACCCCCUACUGUCGCCGCAGCAGCCUCCAUCGGUGUACCACACACCCCAAAAUUCUCCGACUUUCACGUGGUGAACACGUGUGUACUUGGCCCUCCGUAAAAAAACGCACACAGCCGGGGGGUUAUCUAGAAGCCAACCACCACGGUCGGCACAGGGCUCUAGGAACGACAGCGGCAAUUUCAGCGCCGCGCCUUUCGUCGCUACCGCCAAAGCCGCCCUCACAAACCCCACUGCACCCUUGUAUGGAGGGCUCGUGACGACCCAGUCAGGUCGCUUUCCGGGGUUGGCUUUGACAAAAUCAUCCGGAAAAGAAAGCAAGCUUGCGUCCAGGUUGGUACCUGGCGAGAGCCUUCUCACGUCGUUCGUGAGAACUUCACACGUGCCGCCAAACCCCAUUGCCACCGCGUCGUCAGGUCCGCCGCACAUGUCCAAAACACAACCCGUUAUAGCAACAGCAUCCCGCAAGGCGUCCACCGCCUCAGGCGAAGUACAGUACCGAUCAAACCGCCGGCGUUUGUGGUGCGUGACAGGUUCAGGAGCGGCGCUCCAGGUCCGGCUGUGGCGCGGCGUCUGCUUUGCCUUCCGCGCUACGCGUUCCCUGCUCCGCGCCCACUCGUGCUUCUUGUACAGCUCCAGCAGACAACCCGAACGUUUACAUAGAGCGAACAAGUUUGGGCCCGCGGCUCCCGACUGAAAGCCGGGAAACCUGUCUGCUAACCCAGCCUCGUCUACAAAGCUCCGAAGCAAUUCUCCUGUCCUAGCCCUAGUCUGCCUGAAGUCUUCUCCGCAUUCCAGGCAUGCGCUACAUCGGCGGCUGCUGCUGCUCUGCAUGAUUUGUAGGCAGAGAGACCUGUCGAAAUUUGGAAGAUACACAAUCAAGGGCGCGGCCACGUGCGCCAUGGAUGUUUGGCAAGCUAUCCACUACAUGAUCAUCCCAUGAACCAUGGUCAGCAAGCUGCAAAGCUGUGAGGCACUCAACGUCUGCUGCGUAUCAGCGACCGUACCUGUCCUGUUUUCGAGGUUCCGCCGCGUUUUGUAGACAACCCUCGGCAAGGAUGAUUACGCAUCCUGUAGUGCUGAUCCGAAUUUUUACCAGGGUGUCUUCGAUACCUAACCCACCAAGAAGUACAGCCUCCGAGUAUCCCGCGAUUUGAUCAACUCUACGAGGUAGUAACUUGGAGCCGAAGGUGCCCUUCCCAACGCGGCGCAACUAAGUUGAACAAUGUCACUCAACACGUUUCCGCAGCUCUUUUCUCUCAUUCAAGGGAUGAAAUGGAACAAUGAACCACUCACGGGUGUAGGAUGCAAUGUUUCUGGGGUUCCUGCAAAGUUUCGUGUCGGUCUCUGCUCUGAGCGUGAAGAACGGUGUGGUUGAGUGAGCCCAGUUGUGCCGGCCGUCGCCGCGGGGCUCCGGCCGGUGGCGUCAACAACGAGGGUACCCUAUAUUGAUUUUUGGCCGGACUUUUCUGCGUUUUGGGCCCCCAGCAACGCCCGUGA
Molecule: messenger RNA, 4815 nt
Organism: Ectocarpus sp. CCAP 1310/34
Lineage: Eukaryota; Phaeophyceae; Ectocarpales; Ectocarpaceae
Source: the annotation of a GenBank genome assembly